Rubroshorea leprosula is the source of this 1069-nucleotide messenger RNA. Lineage: Eukaryota; Viridiplantae; Streptophyta; Magnoliopsida; Malvales; Dipterocarpaceae. The record is from the annotation of a GenBank genome assembly.
AAUGUCGUCAAAAUAGACCACGAAGAAUUUCCCUAAAAAAGGUUGUAGUACAUGAGUCAUAGUUCUCAUGAAUGUACUAAGAGCAUUAGAGAGACCAAACGCCUUCAACGAGCUUCCAGCUUCUCCCCAAAGCUCUACAGCCCCAAAGCCCUAAGUUGCCAACAUCCUCCUUACCGUGAGAAAAUAGAUUUGGGUUGCUGCACCCUCCAACCUGCUGAUCUGUUUUUGGGUUGCUGUCCAUCACCAUUUUCAGCAUCUUUUGGUAAGAAAUCAACCAUAUUAUUUAUCUUUCCCUCUAUGAUGUGAAGUGGGCUAACUCUAAUCCUUAGGGCUUUCAAAAUUUUGAAAUUUUCUGUAGUUUUCCCUUGCUUUCAUCCAUGAUAAUUACCACCAGAAACUGAUUUCCUUUAUUUGUCAAAAAUUCGAACUGCAUGACCCUUCUGUAGUAUUUUACCCAUAACUCCUUCUGUAGUUAUUGGAUGAAGUCCAUUUUUUAAGUGUAUAGAAAGCUAAGAGAUAGCUCUACAUCUUCUCUGUUGGAUAUUUAACCCAGUUCAGCUGUUUUCCUAGUGAAAAAUCUGCUGCAAGUUUGAUUCCCACUAAUGGACUUAACUGACAGCCCGACCUUGUGUUAGUAUUUUGGCCAUAACUUCCUUUGUAGAUGUCAUAUUAAAGUAAUUCUUGAGGAUAUAGAAUGUUAAAACAUAGGGAUACAAUUUAUCUGUUGACCACUCAACCCAGAUCAGUCAAUUUCUGGGCAUGAAUUAUGUUGGAAGUUCUAACACAAAAUUUGACCAGAACUUGACAGAAAUUUGCUCUCUUUUCUGUUUUAUUCCCACUUGAUGUGUCUUCACUCACAACUCUUCCAGUUGUAAACUCGUUGGCAUUGUCUGUUUGAAAGCUUCUGCGUCAAUUCCCCAAAAAAAAACAACGCCAGACCUCACAAAUCUAUAGGUUCGCUCCUUUUGUUUUCUUUUUCAAGGAAAUUGAAGUUGUGGUUUGUAGGAUUUUGGCAGAUCUGAUACCAAAUUGAUGUAGAACCAAAGAGAAAUAGAAGCAAAGGAUGAAA